CACAGUCAUUCUCGCAGACAACACUCCGAAGGUCUCCUGGAGCUGAACCACUGACGUUUGGUCACCAGAACCUCAAGCGAUGGUGAUGCCACUUCAGCCACGAUUUUGCCAAUUGUGCAAGAAGGAAGGCGGGAGUUUUGGCUUCUUCCUGAGGAUUGAGAAGGCUGUGAAGGGUCACCUGGUCCGUGCCGUGGUGAAGGAGGGUCCCGCGGACUGCGGGGGUCUGAAGGAUGGGGACCGAGUGCUCAUGGUCAACGGCAUUUUCGUGGACACCGAGGAACAUCAACAGGUGGCGGAACUGAUCAAGAAUUCGGGGACGUCAGUCAGCCUGACGGUUUUGGACGGUGACUCGUACGUUAACGCCAACAAACAAGGCAUUGACCUCCUGCAGCUGAGCUGUGCCGAACCGGGUCCAAACAAGCCUUUGCUGAAUGGGGUCAGUGAGAAUACACCCCGGCCAAAACUCUGCUACUUGAUGAAACAAGACUGUGGCUUUGGAUUCUCACUGAAAACCAUCGAAGGAGUUCCUGGUCUGUUCAUGAUGGAAAUUUCCCCUCUUGGCGCUGCUUCCAUCGCUGGAGUUCAACCCAAUGACCGAAUCAUCGAGCUGAAUGGAGAAAACAUUGAGCACUUCACCCAUCAGCAGAUGGUGUCCAAGAUGAAAUCCUCAGGGAACAACAUCGUGCUGCUGCUGAUUGACGAGGCAUCGGAUAAAUACUUCAAGAGCCGAGCAAUUAAGGUUGUGGCAUCGAUGGCCAGUGUGAAAGAGAUGCCUCACAAGCCACGGAUAGCAGAGUUAACCAAGGAAUCGCAAGGCUACGGGUUCUUUCUGAGGAUGGAACAAGGGCAUCAGGGUCACUUCAUCAGAGCGAUUGAUCCAAACAGCCCAGCUGAAAAGGCGGGUCUGGCUGAUGGGGAUUUACUGGUAGCUGUGAAUGGGACAGCUGUGGAACAUCUUGAUCACGAGCCUGUGGUUGAUCUGAUAAAGAAAUGUGGGAACAAGACCACAUUCCUUGUUGUCAAUGAGGCAACAAAGCAGCUUUACAAACAGGCUGGCAUUUCUCCAAUCUGCUACUGGAAUGAAGUCCACGAGUCGCCCUGUGCAGAGAAAGUUGUGACACCCAGAGAGAGUCUGAGAUCAGAGGACAGUCCUUCACCAAACUCUGGUGCCAAACUCUACCACCUCACCAAAGGCCCAGAAGGCUACGGCUUCACUCUCAAUGCAGUCCGGGGAAUGCAGGGGCAGUUCAUUAGACAGAUUGUUAACGGAAGCCCAGCAAGUGAGGCUGGCCUGGAAGUGAGUGACAUUCUGAUUGAAGUGAAUGGCGUCAAUGUGGAGGUGGACACUCAUGAUGAAUUAGUGAAGAAAAUCAGCAGCAGCGGAGAUAAGCUGAGCUUGCUGGUGGUCGGGAAGGAAGAGUAUGAGGACUUCAAAGCCUCAAAGACCGCUUUGUCUCCACCGAUAAUACCUAAGGCAACACCUGAGGCAAUACCUAAGGCAACACCUGAGGCAAUACCUGAGGCAACACCUGAGGCAACACGCGAGGCCACACCUGAGCCAACAUCUGGGACAACACGUGAGGCAACACCGGAGCCAACACCUAAGGCCAUCAGCACUCCCAAUGACACCCAGGAGGAUAGUAGAGUUGAGAAGACAUUGGAAGAGCCAGAGGCUGAUGAGCUUGCCCAGCGCCCGGGAGACCAGGACAAGUGCUCCUCCUCCUCAUCGGAUGAAGCUACUGCAGAUAAUGAUACACUAAUGUAAAAAGAUCAUGAAGAGAAUAUACACAGACAAGGCACAUGAUCAGCUUUUCAAUAACUGUGACUUGGUCCUGUAUUGCUAAUCAUGGUUCAUUUCUCUUCAUACAAAUUUCCUACAUCUUCCAAGUAAUAAUGCUCAAUGAAAGAAUCGAUAAAAUUGAAGUAUGAAAUCUCGCAUCAUAAGGAAGCCAUUGUGGCUGUGCUGACGAUUCCAAAGAGUGAUCUGAUUAGUCCUGUUCUCUCAACCCUCCAGGCACCCACCACCUUCUAACUUUGUCAUUCUCAUUUUAAAGUGAUGAACUCUAGUAUCUGAGCUUUCUUGACAGUUUGCUUCCACCAAGCUGGGUGGUAAGUUAUCAAACCCAGCCAGAUUCCUGACGAGUUAUGAUCAAACUCCACAUUAUCCUUGAUGAACUAUCAGCAAUUAAAACAACUCUGUGCAUAAUGUUGCACAACCUCCCAAAGAGCAGCACAGGAAUAAUCAUCUGGCACUAGUUUCAUCCAAGAUCACGAGAAAUUGCAGAGAAUUGCAGACGCAGUCCAGACCAUCACACAAACCAACCUCCCUUCCAUAGACUCCAUCUAUACAUCACGCUGCCACCAGCAUAAUCAAGGACGAGACCCACCCCGGUGGGGCUGUAUAAUCAUAUGUAGUAUUUAUGAUAGUAUUUUAUCUGUAAAUAGAAAUGCUAAGUUUUCAAUGAACAAAACCUAUAUCUGUGAUUCAUCUUGAAAAAUAAAAAGGUGCAAUUUAAUUAAAAAUACAGAAUAUUAUUCACUUCAUGUACUCUCGUCUGGUGUUAAAAAAAAAGCACCAUUUAGAUUCAUGUGUGGAUUUUGAAAAACAUUCCAGGGGACAAAUGCAGAAGUUAAAAUAACUGAAAAUACUUGAUUUGGAACAGGAAUUAUUGGAAUUGCAUGCCUGGUUAGUUAGUACCUUCAUAAAAGAUGUUAAUGUUUCCAGAAAUGAAAUUUACAAAACUGAAAGAAACUGGAGGAUCUAAAAGAACAAAGGGGAGAAUAAAGCAAUGGGGAGAGGUAAUGGAUGAAAGAUUAGGUUGUAAACAGCGUAAUGCAAGGGUUAUGGUUGAGGCUAGGCUUUUAGAUAAAGAAAUAGGUUGAGAAACAGGGUUUCAUUUAGGAAUCGGGUUGUGGUUACACUUUAAGUCUGGAUGAAUUUUUUUUCAUCUUUAAGGCUUACAACAACUUUAUGUGAACACUAACUCGCUUCUGGUAGAUGCACGUAUGUAUGUGUGAAUUAAGAAGCAAUCUAAAAAGUAAUUCUCAUGAAAGGUGGGUGUCUCCAGCAAGGGCAGCAUUUAUCGACCAUCCCCAAUUACUUGGAAGGUGGUAGGGAACUGCUAACUUGAACUACUGCAGUCUGUCAGUAGAGCGCCAUUCUGAAACGGUCGGUGACUUACUUCUGAUUACUUUGAAAACUGGAAUGUGAUAGUAUUCCACCUAGCUGUUGUUCUUGUCCAUUCAAAGUUUGGUUUAGGUAGUUGUUCUCAGAGCAACUUAAACAAUGUUUUGUCAAUUCUACACAUGCAGAUACAUCGUUGAAGGGAAUGAAUGUUUAGGGCAGUGGAUGCCAAUCAGGUGGAUUGCUUUGCCCUACACUCAUCCAGACAUGUGGACAGCAUUCUAUCACACUCCUAACUUGUGGCUUGUAGAUGGGGGGAAAAGGUGAUGGCCAGGAGGCAAGUCCUUCACCACAGCAUUCCCAGCCCCUGAAGCCAUGGCAUUUUAAAUAGGGUGGAAAGGUUUGCUAAUUGGGAAUACACUGUGUAAAAAAAA
Molecule: messenger RNA, 3558 nt
Organism: Amblyraja radiata (thorny skate)
Lineage: Eukaryota; Metazoa; Chordata; Chondrichthyes; Rajiformes; Rajidae
Gene: pdzk1
Product: PDZ domain containing 1
Exons: 10
Coding region: 80-1765 (561 amino acids)
Biological process (GO): protein localization to plasma membrane
Cellular component (GO): apical plasma membrane
Molecular function (GO): signaling receptor binding; protein-membrane adaptor activity
Source: RefSeq, a predicted model, not a curated record